Aphanomyces invadans is the source of this 1496-nucleotide messenger RNA. RefSeq lists its product as hypothetical. The record is from RefSeq and is a predicted model, not a curated record. Gene Ontology annotation, molecular function: nucleic acid binding; 3'-5' exonuclease activity. The coding region runs from base 86 to 1459 and encodes 457 amino acids. NCBI's taxonomy places the organism in Eukaryota, Oomycota, Saprolegniomycetes, Saprolegniales, Verrucalvaceae. The transcript has 3 exons. Gene Ontology annotation, biological process: nucleobase-containing compound metabolic process.
UUGCAACCGAGAACGCUUGGACGUGCGGUACCUUGGGCGACCUGGUGGACGCGCGCAACUUGGUACCCGCGCCACCACCAAAGCCAUGCCAUCCAAAUCGUCCGCGAAGCGAUCUGCAGUGAAAUCUCGAAUUGUCCCUGCAGGCGGCGGGACUGCGUCGUCCGAGAUUUUAAACGUUAUGGGCUCGAAAGAUGCCAUGUCCAGGGCACUGAUGUCGUCCCAGAUCGUGCAGAUGAAAGACCCCAAGAUUGUUCAGUUUCUCCACACACCGUCUCAACUUGCGGCGUGCCAUGAACGCCUCCGCACCGCCGUUGUCGUCGGCCUGGACACGGAAACGAAACCCGAAUUCAAAAAGACAGCGAUUCCAAACCCGACAUCGCUGCUUCAGGUGGCUGUCCGGGAUGCCCAUGGCGCGGAAGAUGUGUUUCUCUUCGACCUGUUGGCGCUGACUCCGUCCCAUUACAACGACAUGCUCGCCGAAUUGUUUCUGAAUCCGUCCAUCCUCAAAUUGGGCCAAGGGCUUCUCAACGAUCUCAAGGAACUUGCCCAUGCCUACCCCACGGCCACGUGCUUCACCAAGAUGCACGGCGUUGUCGAAGUAAACGCUCUCUUCCGCGAAAUUGAAGGCCCCACACAGCCCAUGAUGAGUUUGCAAAAGCUGGUGUACUACUCCCUCAAACGCAAGCUCGUAAAGACACACCAAAAGUCCAACUGGAAUCGACGGCCGCUGGCGCCUGGUCAAAUCACGUACGCCGCGCUGGAUGCGCUCGUUCUCGUGUGGAUAUUUGACGACAUGGUGGCUCGCAUCUGCCAAAAACGACCAACCUUCAAAGCGGCGGUGAUCGCCACGACGCUGGACGUGCAUGUUGCCGACAACUACGUGUGCCCGACGUGCAAAGCUGUGUUCACGUCCGACCAUGCCUUCUAUAACCACAGCAGUAAGUGCGAGGGCCUAGUCAAGGGCAAGAAGGGGGGCGACAGACCCUUCAAAUGCAGCACAUGUCCGCGCGGAUUUGCGUCUGCCAGCGCCAAGGCGCAACACGCCGCUCAUUGUUCGGCCAAGGGUACACCCGUCCUUUCGGUCGUGGUGAACGAAGUGAUUGCAUGCUACUGCGGGCGAACAGUUGGUGGUCCCCAGAUUCAUCGAAUGUGUGAUGCGUACAAGACGUUUGCGUCGACGGUCGAUGGCAACGCCCAUGUGUGGACAUGCUUGGAUUGCCAAAAAGCGUUCGACGCCCCCGAGUUGCUGCUGUACCACCAUGGUUUGUGCCGCCGGGAUAAUGGGAGCGCAAAGCACGUUCGUUUUGACAAGUCGGAUAGCGACAGCAACGAACCCCCACUGAAGCGAUCAAGGUAUCGUCGCACUGCAUCAGAGGACUUCACAGAUUCCGCCGAAGAAGAAGAGUUGUGGAGUCAGGUCGGUCAGUGUGGAUACGACAUUGGCAGUAACGGAACCUAAUGUACAACAAUACGCUGGCCACGCCUACCGUCUUCCA